GUAAAGAUACAGGAGCCCCAUCCUCCUUUCCAUAUGUUCACCUUACUUAGUACUCUUGCUCCUCCCUCUCUGCUUUGUGCUACAGGUUGAACUCACCAGUGGUUUAGCGUUGUUGCUCACUGAUUUCCCAUUGGCACCACAUCUCUCGUUGCAGAAGACGGCCAUACCAUGUCGUCUGACCAGACUUCUCACUCCACUGUGCCGCCUCUCCACUCGCCAAAGUCACCCGUGUGGCCUAUUUUCCCCUUUAACAGGGAAGGAAGUCGGAUCUGUGAGAGGGGUACCCACCUUCUUCGGGACUUACCCAGCCCCCUUCCCACCAAAAGAACCAGGACAUACUCUGCGACGGCUCGUGCCUCUGCUGGUCCUGUCUACAAGGGUGUAUGUAAGCAGUUUUCGCGCUCCCAGGGCCAUGGUUUCAUCACCCCAGAGAAUGGCACAGAGGACAUAUUUGUACAUGUUUCCGACAUCGAGGGGGAAUAUGUCCCAGUAGAAGGAGAUGAGGUCACAUACAAAGUCUGCCCCAUCCCACCAAAGAAUCAGAAGUUCCAAGCUGUGGAGGUGGUGCUCACCCACUUAGCUCCGCACACAAAGCAUGAAACGUGGUCAGGCCAGAUAAUUGGCUCGUAAACUGCUCUUUGAGCCUGCAGGCCAACUCCACCCAGAAGUGGAGUUGGAUGGUGUGGUGGGUGGUGGAACUGCUGGAGCAAUGGAAGAGGCCAGGCUGGCAAUCCUUGUUUGCAUUGUGACAUGUUUGCGUUUAUAUUUUGUCUUUUCUAAGACUUACCUUUUUGUUUGUAGAUGUGCUUUUCUCAAGAUGGCAAAUGGGAAGUAGAGGGUGCUACUGGGAGGUUUUCUUUGUAUGUGUUAAGAGCUCCUAAAUGUACCUGAUUGGGCAAAGGCAGAGCUCCUAUUGUGUGUAUGUGUAUGUAUAUCCAUCAGAAAGACUGAUAUUUAUUUUGCUGGUACCCUGCACGCAUUAACAAAAAAAUUAUCUACUAUCUUCGUCCCUUUAACAGAUUCUCCUGUUGCUUUCUCAACAGGGGCUGUGUCCAGGUAGCCCUCCCAUUUGCAUUAAGCUCUCUUCAUGGACACAACAGGUACUAAGUCACAGAUGGGAGAGUCAUAGCUGUCCAGAUGUUUUGGCCUACAGUCACCAUAAUCCCUUACCAUUGGCUAUGCUGGCUAGGGCUGAUGGGACUUAUAGGCCAAAACAUCUGGAGGGCCACAUGUUGCCCACCCCUUUAUUAAGUGACACAGUAAUGGAUUGCUCUGGGGAUAAUUCUACAUAGUGUCAAAGUAUUGGGACCGUAGUGUCUGCCAGAGCCUUUCUGAAAUUGUGUCAUUUACAAAGAUACUUGAAGGUGUUCUUGUUUUCCCAGCCAUCCUGCUCUGUGUAAGGGAAGGGAACACUGGACUCGCACUUGAUGGCACUUUUCUUGAUCGCUGCCAAUCUUUGUCAAUAAUGAUCAGUGGCCUGGCUAGGUGAGCUUUGGAUAAGAUUGCUAGUCUAGUGCCAAUGCUUGCUUUCGCCGCUUGUAUUUCAGGCACAACAGACAUAUCUGAAGCAGGUUGUGCAAAGAAGCCAGUAGGAGGCAUCACUCAAGAAGUAGAGUUUCUGAAUUAAUCAACAUGUGAAUGCUGCAGUAGUAUUCCCUCUGGGUUCUGGUAUGCUACAGAGAAAUUACUAGUUUACAUUGUCUCCUGUUUUAAGCAGGUGACUAGACUUUGAAGGAGAUUGAGGUUCGGAUUUAAUGGGGCCCCUGGACAUAAUCGUGAAAGUGAUCCCACUGUUGGAAGUGGCUUUAGAGCCAUUGGAUCCUGUGGUGUUUCCAUUCCCCAGUGCGCAACAUGAAUUACUUUUCACCAGAUGUGCUGAGUAUUCAGGUUUGGGGUAUUUUUAUGUGGCAGUUUGGGUACUUAAUCCUUCAGGAAAAUCAUGAGUAGGCAUUCUUGUGAAAAUGCUGGCCUGUAACUUCUCUGUGCCGUUGAUACAGGUUUAUUCAUUUUUAAUUGCUGUAGAAAUACUUACCCCUUUUUUACAUGCUUGCUCUGCUGCAGAGCCUGUUCAGUGGCUGUUUCUAAGGUGAACGGAAGAGAAGUGGGGCUGAGAUGGGGAAUAUAAAUCUGAAGGAAACAUUAGUACAGACCUUUUCAGGGCAAGCAGAUUGCUCAUGUAGGCACGGCCAGUUAAUGCAAUUAUCAGUAGGUUUUUUUUUUUGGUUUUGUAAAAGAUGGUCCUACCAAGUUUACAUUUUGGUGUCUUUUGCUUUUGAUUACACAAAUAAGUCAAUAAAAGUUUGCAAAUAACCCCUCACUUGUGGCUAUUUAAGGGGGAACAUUUCUAGGUUCUUUAGACUUCUCCCCUCCUCCCGCCCAUACUGCAGUGGUUUGUUACAUUUUUGGCAUUGUGUUGCUCACAACCUGUUGUGCUGUAUGUGCUGAUCCUAUUUGCACUCAGUUCUUUCUGCCCUACAUAGUGAAGUUCUGUUUCCCCUUUACUCCUAAAGUAAAUGCAACUGCACUAUUUGGAGUCACGUUAGUGUCUUAAAUUGCAGCAAAAUGUAAUGUCAGAAGGACAAUAUAUCUGCCAAUUUCUGUUGGUUUCAAAUGGAGUGUGUGUUGGUUUUUGGAUUUGGGGUCUUCUGUGUUAAAUAGACAUGUCAUCCUGCUGAUAUUACAUUUUCCAUAUAUAUUAGAACGUAAGUAUUGCCCGUUAAGGCAUUUGUCUCUCCCGAAAGUAAUGCAAAAAGGAAUCCUUGCGAUGAAGGCAUCUUUGCUAGAAAAAGAAUCUGUUGUAAUAUUUGAAAUAGAAUAGAGCCACUGGGAUGCGUCGGCUUUAUCCUCUUGGGCUGUGUAUGGUGCUUCUUGGCAGUGGGAAUCUGCUUGGAGAAUAGCAUUUUGUUUGCUUCAUCUCCAGAGAUGUGGGCUUCAGUACUGUCUGCAUGUGUUGUAUUUCUGAGUGUUGCAGAUGAUGUAUUUCCUCAGGAUGGAUGGUUGGGCUAGUUCUCCCACUCUUCCUUCUGUUAUACUAACUCAGACAUUUUGAUGCUUACCCUUUGUGUGUCUAGUUCUGUAGUCAAUGAGGGUGAUGUGCAAAAGAGAUGGAGGAAUGGGUGUAUCACUGGCAAGAUUUGUGGGGCAGUAAUAGAUUAUGGGGUCCUAGUGGCAUUGUAUUGAGUGUUUUCUUUGGUUAUGUUUUGUUUCUGCCCAGUCUUCCCGAAACAUUUUAUGUCUCUCCCCCAGGAUAUACAGGGUCAUGUCUAAAAGCACAAACCUGAUUUCUAAUAAUCUUCUAGAUGUUCAAAGUAGAAAGGUUUUCCCAGGAUAAGGGUGUGCAUGCUAGGAGUGUGCAUGGUGGUGACAAACAAUCUAAAUUUAAGUUGACUGAGAAGUCCAAAGCUUCUUGGGCAAUACUAUAUCUGAGGUUGCUUGACGUUUGGGAGAAUCUAUAUGUGCAUCUUGACUUGAGUUGCUGCUGCACUAGAGCGAAGUUCUACUAGCGAAGUGGAAGUUGUAAGCAUGUUUGGGUGAGGCUGAGGACUUAGUGUGAUGCCUCUUGGGUGAGUUGAGGGGUUAUGGGCUGGAGUACAUCAUUAAGAAAGGAUCUAACCUUCCCUUGACAUGCUAGUUUCGACAUACAGGGAACUUUAUGUGGAUGAGCAUUCAAAAAUGUCAUAACCGUCCCCAUGACCUACUGUGAUGCAGCACAGUCCAGAAAGACCCUCCCAUGUGAAUUUACUGCAUCUGUAACUUACUCUUAUGAACUCAUAUGAGUGGUCUCCAAGCAGUACUAUACAAGAAGUCUGCUAGCUAAAUUCUAGGGAAGACCCUGGGGUUUUUUUUGCUCCUAAUUCUUGUUCCUUAUGAGAACAUUCUGUGUCCUUUUGGAUGAAAUGACCAACAUUCACAAUUAUCUUGGAAACAAACUACACUUAAGGGGGCCACAGAAGAACUUCUUUGUAUAUGAGGUCAAGUGGGUGGGUGCAGUGAAUUUUUAAAAGGCAUUUCAAAUAGUGGAGCUCUUGCUGUGCAUAAAUAUAGGCUUGUCUGGGCCUUUUCCUCAAGAUGCAAUAGCUGCCCUCUACCCCAAUAAAGGAACAAAGAACAGAUAAUAAGGAAGCCAUUUUCCCUCCCCUCCAAGGCGUAUCCCGGCCCAUGUAUGUGACCUGCUUCCUGUGACAGUCAAGGGACUUCCUGCUCACAUUAAACACCAGCAGCUCCUAGCCUCUGUCCCUCUCCUUCAAGGUGCAAUACAAGUGGGGAAUGUCACAAAAUUGUAACUUCCCUCUGGGAACGCUUUGAUCCUUUAUGAAAUAACCUUGUUACCUAUAGUGUGUCUGUGUUUUUACAACUUUUUGUGUGGUCCUUGCCUGUCUGACCCCAUGUUGACCUUCGUAACACUGGCAAUAAACCAUUAAAGUGACUUUCC
This is a messenger RNA of Elgaria multicarinata webbii, 4432 nucleotides long. It is a transcript of the gene CSDC2, whose product is annotated as cold shock domain containing C2. The coding region runs from base 169 to 630 and encodes 153 amino acids. Gene Ontology annotation, biological process: regulation of mRNA stability. Gene Ontology annotation, cellular component: cytoplasm. The record is from RefSeq and is a predicted model, not a curated record. NCBI's taxonomy places the organism in Eukaryota, Metazoa, Chordata, Lepidosauria, Squamata, Anguidae. Gene Ontology annotation, molecular function: mRNA 3'-UTR binding. The transcript is spliced from 3 exons.